Messenger RNA from Anopheles merus, 8592 nucleotides. It is a transcript of the gene Ehbp1, whose product is annotated as EH domain-binding protein 1. Bases 1810 to 5250 code for a protein of 1146 amino acids. Gene Ontology annotation, molecular function: protein binding. NCBI's taxonomy places the organism in Eukaryota, Metazoa, Arthropoda, Insecta, Diptera, Culicidae. The transcript has 12 exons. The record is from RefSeq and is a predicted model, not a curated record.
UUUUUUCCUCGCCUUCCUCGAAACUGUCAAAGCCAGAGCCAGAAAAGUGAAGAAAUUGUAGCAGAAAAGAUUAUGUUGUAAGAUCCCGUGUGCCUGCGCCAGCCUUUCUUCCAAAAGGAUUGACCUUUUUUUUGUAACAAACUAAACAACAAAUUGCCCACAUCAGCCCCAGAGUGUUGUUGGUGUUCCGUACCAGCUUCGACGUAGAAAAAAAAAACCCAUCCCGUGUGAGCGUGUGUGUGUGUGUGUGCGUUAUGGUUUAGGCCUAGAAGAAUCAGCUCGACAGCUACCACCCCAGUGACGACGGGUUGGGAAGGUGAUGCGUACUCCCAAACCUUGCGUACCGAAAAAAAAGUAACGCAAAACGUACGUAAGUGUAGCAGCACAGCUGCAGGAAAGUGAAGAAAAAACCCCUUCCCAUGGGGGGAGGGUGGCCCAUGAAGGAACCGAAGGAAAACAGCCUUGCACAACUGUGUGACCAUGAUCGUGCGGGGAAGCAGCUGAAGCCAAUCCGGCGGGCAAUAGCAGAGAGCGCCUUGUUUGUGUGAAAAAAAAAUCGUGUGAAAUGAUGUGAAAAACGGCAACAGCAGCCGAAAGUGUGCAGUUGGUCGGCGAGUGACCCGAGAAAUAUAGAACCUGCCGAGGGGCUGCCUGGGUGUGAUAAAGCAAAAACAAAGCGUUAGGCGACCGUGCCCGUCCCCGAAGAGAAAACAGUUCGUCGUCGUUCGCGUCGUCCUUUGGUGUGCCUCGUCCAACCGGGGAGGCAGAGACAGCGCAACCUUGAUCGUCGGCUGCUUACUACGUCAGUCAGUCCGUGAGCGCGCGCGUUGUGUGGGGUGGGUGGCCCGGGCCAAGGUCCACCACAGGGAGAGACAGGGGCAAAACCAUCCAACCAGAGCGCAACAAAUAGAGAGAGAGAGAGAGAGAGAGAGAGAGAGAGAGAAGAAAAAAAGCACACGCAAAUCGGUGCUGGCGUAAACACAUUCCUUAUUUAGCGUAUCUCUUGUCGCGGCUUGGUCGUGUCCAAAAGGAUGCCGCAGUGCUACUGUCCAACCCCCUGGGCUGGGUGUGUGUAGAAAAAUAAACAAAACACACCUUUCCGACGUCUCCCCCUUGGCGCUCCCCGCUCACCCAAGGUACAGGGGAUGUUGCAAUCUGAUCGAGCGAAAAUUGAUCGCUACACGGAUUGCAAUUCACACAGCCACAGCGGGGGGGGGGGAAUGUGUAUCGAGGCCCCUAACACCACCACGACGCUGAACUGCGCUGAUAAGUGAAAAGCCCUUCGUGCUGUGUUGUGUCGCGAGUGCACACGAAAGAAAGCGCCAGAAAUUAAAACAAUCGUAGUAGCAUUGACGUGCGCGCGCGUGCCUCUGUGUGUGUUUGCCGCUGCCGUGUUCUGUUUCUCCGUUCCAAGCAAGAACGCACACGAUCCCUUGUUGCAAAAGGGCGGAAGCUUUUUUUUGUGUUUGUUUGCAUUUCAAGAUUAUCACUAGACAGAGAAGCAUGCUGCGCUAAGUGCGCACGUUGAACAAACGCUGCCACCAUUGCUACUGUCCGCUCGCCGGUGUGAAAUUAUUGUGCUUUGUGAAUUUAUGUGAUUUGAUUUCUCCACGUUGAUUGAGCGAACAUCGCGCGGUUUGAACGCUGUUGUGUGAAAAACAAAAAAAAAAUGGUUUGAAAACGGUACUCCAGCAUCAUCGCUGUAUCGCCAGAGGAAGCUAAACAACAAACAAACCAGUUGCAGCAGCGGCAGCUGCAUCAGCCCACAGCUUUAGUUGCCUAGUCGUCCCGGCCGCCUCAACCUGUACAAUGGGCAGCGUGUGGAAGCGGUUGCAGCGCGUCAACAAGCGGGCGGCCAAGUUUUCCUUCACCGUGUCGUACCAUGAGCUGUUCAUGGAGACGACUGCCAAAUGGCGACCGAACAAACUGCACGUCGUGUGGACGCGCCGUUCGCGCCGCGUCCAGUCCAGCGCGCUCGAGUGGCAGCCGGACCUAAUCAACCCGCUCAGCAGCACCAUGUCCUGGCCGAUGCCGGACAACCACACGAUCGCGGUCACGCUGUUCAAAGACAUCCGGACGCACGAGCUGGAGGAUAAGGAUUGGACGUUCGUGCUGGAGGAUGUGUCGCAGCUCGGUAAAAAGCGGGCCCUUGCGUCCGCUACGAUCAACAUGCGCAAGUACGCCAGUAUCGAAUCGACGCAGCAAACGUUUACGCUCCGGUUGCGCCCGGUGUCGAAGAAAAUCCUCGCCGCCAACCUGGAGCUAACGCUGAGCUGCGUGUUUCUGCGCGAGGGCAAAGCAACGGACGAGGACAUGCAGAGCAUCAUCUCGCUGAUGUCGGUGAACAAUGUGUCCGACAUAGCGCCGCUCGACGAUCUCGAGGACAUACCGGAUCUGGAGAACUCGAUCGACUUCUCCGAGAACAUGUCCGAGCUGACGAACCAGCUCGAGCAGCUGACGACGAGCCUGAACAGCUCGGAGCUGCUGACACCGAUGAGCGGCGUGCCCUCGCUGCUGUCCGACGAUCAAACGCCGAUCGUGUGCGGGUCGCGCGAAAUGUUCCUCGACAUGAUGCUGGCGGGGCGGGAGGACGACGGCAGGCGUGAGUUGGACGAGAAUGAGAACAAACCGGCGCUGCAACACCACCACAGACCACACGCGCGCGAGGAGGGUACGGGUGACGGUGGUCAAACCGGUUCGCACUCUUCGUCUCCUAGUCAGAGGGAAACUCGUGAAAACAGCCUCCCGGAAACGGUUAAAAGUGCAGAACGGGAGGAAGAAGAGGAAGAGGACCAGCUGGACAAGCAGCUCGACGCACUGGGCGUGCUGGAAGACGACGAGGAAGACAAUGACUUUGCAUCCGGUCGAUCAACACCGGUCCCAACGGAGGCUAACCGUGUACCGACGCCGGAACCCACGCCGCCGGCCGUCGCCGUGGAGGAGGAAGCAAAACCGUCCUCCCCGGAACCACCACCAAAAGCAUCGCCCCUCGAUGGUAAAGCGUUCAACAGCAGCCGAUCGGACCUGAAACCACUGAACCUAGUCAAGAGCUACGACAACGAACCGAAGGAAAGGGAACAAAGCACCAUAAUAGAGUCCGAUCGGCAGGAGGCGGACGAAAAGUCGGACAUCUCGUUGGUUCCACCGAUCCGGCCCGUUCCGCUGUUGGCCGGUGGGGAGCUGCUGAAACCACUCGGCACGCUCAAGGACAGCACGCCCGGGCAGGAUCUGCUGGAAUGGUGCAAGGAGGUGACGAAGAACUACAACGGCGUGAAGGUGACCAACCUGACGACCAGCUGGCGUAACGGGAUGGCAUUCUGUGCGGUGAUACAUCACUUUUAUCCUAAUUUAAUUGACAUGACGAAAUUGUCCCCUGGCAAUGUGAUUGAAAACUGUCGAACGGCUUUCGAUGCGGCCGAAAAGCUCGGCAUACCGCGGGUGAUUGAGCCGCGCGAUAUGAAUUUGCUCGCCGUGCCGGAUAAGCUGGCCGUCAUGACGUACCUUUAUCAGCUGCGGGCGCACUUCACCGGACACCAGCUGGAGGUCCAAUCGAUCGAUGGCAGCAAUGGUCCGUGUCGAGCAUGCAGCCACGCGGCAGCACGGGCAGUGUGUUCUUAUCACUCGCAAACGAAGCUUACCGGUGGAGAAGGAGGCGAAACAACGGACGAUUCCAGCUACGUGAUCGGGAACUACAAAUCGGACAAGCUGUGCAAGAAUCUGCUCAACUUGACCGACAUCAUCACGCCCAACAACGACGACCACCCGCUCGGGUCGAAGCUGGACACGAAGGCGGCCCUGCUCGCCAACUCGAAGCACCUGCUGGGGCGCGUCCUGUCCCCGACCAAAGAUAAGCUGCCCAACUUUCCCUUCAGCCUGCUGGACGGGCCGCUCGGUCCGGGGCACGUGGCAAACAAUGGCCCGGCGAACAAUGAGCGGGUAGAGAGCGGUGGUGACAGCAAUGGUAGCAGCAAACCAGCGAACGGUUUGAGUGGCCAUCAGAGCAGCAGCAUAGACAGUGGAAGCAGCAACACGUCCUCUUCCACGGCCGCCAAUGAAGGGGACGCGGCAAGUGAAAAGCUUACCGUGGCCACGACGGUUGACAGUGGCAGUGAUGGUCGGUCGGUGGCUGUUAAUGGCAGCAGUGCCAGUCCCACCGGCGAUGACGAAGAUGGCCAAAGACGUGCGCAAACGGAAAACAGUGUACAGCAGCCGGGUGACGAUGAUGAAGAGAUUCAAACGCUUCCGACGUUGGAUUUGAACAAAGCAAACAAAUUGAUUUUACGGCACAAAGAAAUGAGCGAGCGGGCCAAGCUCAUGAUAGAACGGCUUAGAUCGUCGCACGUAGAUAGCAAAGGUGACAAGGAUGCAACCGAUCGACAGGCCAGAUUGCGCGAGGAGGCCCGCAAACUGAUUGCCGGCGCCAAGUUAAAGCUGUCCGGGCUGGACUCUCCUUCAUCGCCGACGAAACUGUUCCCCUCCGGUGGUCGCCCGGCCCCUGCUCCACUCUCGCCAGAUCGGGCCAUCUCACCGAUCAACAAUGGGUCGGAGUUUAUCUUUCCCAUUGGCCAUCACCAUCCGCAUCGGAAGGAUACGGGUUCGCCCGCCACCCAGCAGGACCCUACCGGCAAGGAGGGUAGCAAUGGGCACAGCUACAAGGCGGCGGAACAGCAUCACCAUCUGCUGAAGCGCAGCACACCGUCGCCGAGCAAGUUGAUUGAGUUCAUGGGUCCAAAGAGCCAAGAUGAUGACAAUGGUCAGGUGGAACGUGUAAAUUACAUUCAAAGUGAGCUUAACAAACUGGAGCGCGAGCAGGAAGCGAUCGAUCUGAAAGCAAACGCACUGGAAAAGAAGCUACGCGCUGUGAUGGGCGGAACGAUGACGAACGUUUCCGAAACCGAAGAUCAACUCAUGUCACAAUGGUUCACGUUGGUAAACAAAAAGAACGCACUGCUCAGGCGGCAAAUGCAGCUUAAUCUACUUGAACAAGAGAAUGAUCUUGAGAAAAAGUACGAAAUGCUAAACAUGGAGCUGCGUGCAGCCCUUUCCGUCGAGGAUUGGCAGAAGACGGAGGAGCAGCGCGAGAAGGAAGCGUUGCUACUGACGGAACUGGUGGCAAUCGUGGACAAGCGCAAUGAGCUGGUGCAAAAUCUGCACAGCCAGGAGCAGGCUAUCGAAGAUGACGACGAAAUUGAACGAAAGCUGGAAACGGUAGACAUUAACCAGAAGGACGAAAAGUGUGUCAUCCAGUGAGCUGGUGAUUUCCUUCAACUGUUCCUUACUUUAAUUGGUUGAGGAUUUACCAAUGUAUGUGACGUAAAAUGGACGUAGUUUCAACAUUCGACGUACCAAACCAAACGACAACCCCAAAUUCCCCAAAACUGCUGACACGCGAUAGGGCCACACUGUCCCCCCGAAUGUCCCCCCCGGGCUCGAUGAUGCCGGGCGAUCGCGAACUCGUACAAGUACAAUCAUCGUUUCAACGCACGAUCGUACAACCUGGAGCAACUUACAGUAGCAGAGUACACAUUUCCGUUCCGGGUUUUGAAUUCCGUUUUUUCGCAAUCAAUUCCGUCCGUUUUCCGGUGUGUGCGCGUGUGUUGUUGUGUAGUGCGUUUAGUGCAUUGUGCUUGGUAUUUAUCGAAACAUUAGAGGACGCUGUGUGUGUCUGUGUGCGUUUACCGUGUGUCUCUGUAUAUGUGGUUGUGUUUUAGGAUGUGAACCUAUACCCUGAACUUUUGUCUCGUUUCAAGUAAGUCUACAACGCGACGACAAUUGCUUAAGCGUUGGGAUUGAUACGAGUCUAACGGGGAUGAUCCUUUCACUAUAGUUUCGUCAAAGUUCGACGAAAGUAUCUACGCUUCAUGAAAAAAAGGAACCGUGUUUUGAAUGUGUAUAAUAUCGUUUAGUGUCUUUCACGCCCCUUUCUCGUUCGGCUUCACAACUGGCAAAGUAAUGCGACAGCAAAGAAGCAGUCCCAAGUGCAAAUGCUUAUUUAUUGCAAUACUACACUGUAAGAGCACUAGCAUAUAGCUAUACCCUUUUUUACGAUUAAGUUUCCUUUACUUUUUACUGCUAACGUUGUAAGCGCGUAACCGUUUUAUUGUUCUACUUGUAUCUUACGCUGUAGUGGUCCGUAGUUUGUUUGGGUGGUCGAAAGAAAAGCUAGCAAUGAUUAGCUUGCCAGCUAGCUAGCGUUGACGGGUAAGGAGCAGAUCGAGCAAAUUAUGUAUGUGAGUCAAGGGAGUUACGGGGAGGCAUACGAGCGAGAGGCUUAUUAUAGGCGAGGCGGUUUGCAAAAAAACGGUGUCAGCGCCACCAACCGAAACAGUUGUAAACUUAUUCAAAGUGAUAUUAGAGCGAGGCAAAUCGAGUGAGCGUUUUUUUUAUAUAUGAUUAGAAUCGUUUUAUUACCGACACCCGCGAAGCUGCCUUUCAUAGAAGCGAUGAAAACAAGCGAGAUGAAAUAAGUAUUUGGUCACAUGAUUAGAACACGAUUCCUUACUAGAAAAAAAAGGAAAAGAAAAUUGACCUAGAAAAGGGUAGGAAAAGUGAGGCAGAGCGAUUUUCCCGCAAAGGAUUUUAAUUUAACUCGUACUCUAGCUACUUAGCUAUCCAUCUAUCUAUCUAAACAUUUCUUCCGACUAAAGUAGCUCUCAUCUAACCGUUAAGGAACGAUCAACUUUAAGUUUUAGAUCAUCAUCUAGCGAUUGGUUAACUGUGUACAUAAAAAAGGUAGUAAAACACAAGUAUGAGGGCAUUUAUUGCCAAUUCCAAUCAUCAUACUUUCCUGCAGCAAAAUCAAGCAAAAGUAGCUGUUUUUAAAAGUGGUAACCCACAUACUGUACUACUUUUUCUCAUCCUAGAUCGUUUCACAUCACAUGAUAGAUGAAAAAUUCGGUUCACUCGUUCAGCUACGUUUAGAAGUGUUAAAAAAACCGAUGGCAUAUUUUACAAAAAAUGCUUUGAAAAGGAACUACUACUUGCAUAACUACUAGAAAUCAUCCUGCUUACGCUCUCAUACAAAUUGUACACAUUGUAUAAUUUAUUGUUUUUCACCUACUCUACAUUCUAUUUCUGCGCCACACAUCGUAAUAAUGCAUACCGAGAGAAGAAAUAUUCUAGUCACAGCGGUCAAAGUGGAAAUUACCAGACGAUGUUGUGUCCGUACCCCCUUUUGAUGCUGGCUAUUUUGGAGGUUGAAGAUGUUUUGGACCCACUGCGAAGGCUUUACAAAAGGCAAGAGUAAUGGUUAGCUUUCAAACGGUGGAAUGCUUAUUUUUUAUAAACCUGUAAUUGGUGAAGGAAAGAGGGCGAAGGGAUUACUUACUGUACUGAAAUAAGCUUGGGUUUGGUGACGUUCUUUUCUCUUCUCAAACGAUGCUAUACUAUUGCAAUUGAUUGCUGCUUUUGGUGGUUUGUAAACUAUCUUUCGCUUACAGUGUGCAGCAUAUUAGUGGAGAGAUUAAAGAAGGAGAGGGAUGAUUUGUGUACAGCUUUGAACUUACAGCCAAAGAAAAGCACAGAGGAAGAAGAAAGCCUAAUUGGACAAAAAAGAAGCUGGACAAUGGCGAAUGGGUGGAAGAUUUCUUAACACAAUAUUUUUCCCCCCUAUUCCCCUCAACACGCGCUCAAUUUGAAGGAGAUUUUUAGCUUGUCGAUAGGAUGUAGUAACAGAUAAUCGUCUCAUAUAAUGUGCAUCAUGUAUAUUUGCGUUAGUUCGCUUUUGCUUCGGCUGGCACGAAGACAGAAACAUACACACCGAAUGCGACACUCGUUUGCAUCUUUUGAUUUGAGAGCAGACGGGCUUUUGGUUGCAAACAAACAAUCGAAUGGAUUCUCAAGGUUCUUUUGUACCGCCACUACUACUACUACUUACCCACCACUUUUUCUAGCAGAUUAGCAAAAACAGAUUUCACCUCCUUUUUGAAAUUGCAUACAUCCCCCAUCAAAGAAUCCUUUUAAUUGGUGUUUCUUUGCAGAGCAGUUGUUUGUGUGUUUGCUCGAUAGAACCGUAAUGCUUGGGCUUUUUUGUCUGUUGUAUUUCCUUAUCUGGCAAUCGAACAAUCUAUGCUAAUUCCAAACCGAAUAAUAACCGUUCAAUGCACACACAUUUAGCCGAACCAAACGGUGUGUGGUACGUAAUAUGAGAAAUAUUACACGCUGUGAGAGCCUGUAGCUAACAGAAAAAGAGAACACACAUUAAUGGUAAAAUGCAGAAGAUCACAUAUUGUAAUCAACCUUCCCCCCAAGCGUCAUUCGUAAAGCUUUCUAUCACAUACAAUCGGAGAAGAAAACUCGUUAAAAUAUACGUAGCAAAAAUUAAUCAUUUGUAACGCAGAUUAAAAAAUAACAAACUCUAGGCGGGCGUCGUAUAUCAACCAAAGUAAAACUUUGGCCUUCGCUCCCUCUCCCUAGCACGUGUACGCGCCUAGCCGGGGUGAGCCUAGCGAUAUAGAACAUACGAUAGUGGUGAAACAGAACGGAACGGAAACAAUAUAAAAUCGAAUAAACAAAAAAGGAAAGCAUCGCAUACAUCGGUAAACUCGGGGCGCAUAAACAGAUGAAACUGAUGAAAAGAUCAUAUUUUUAGGC